Molecule: messenger RNA, 168 nt
Organism: Sphaeroforma arctica JP610
Lineage: Eukaryota; Ichthyosporea; Ichthyophonida
Exons: 1
Source: RefSeq, a predicted model, not a curated record
UUGCAAGCAUAUCUGAAUGUGUGCCUGAAAGAAACGAUGGACGAAAUCCUCCAACCAGACGGGGACAAAUACAAUAAGAGACAAUCACCAAGUGAUGCGUAUCCCGCUCCAAGUUUAAGGAAUGGAGGAGUACAAGGAGCGAGGAAAAGUACGAGAUUGCUACUAUAG